UUUCCCAAGCACAAAGCCAUGUUGACUAUCUCUAACCAGGCCUUGCCUUUCCAAAUGUAAAUUCUGUCCCUGAGAAACCCCUCCAAUGACUUGCACCACUGAUGUCAGGCUCACCAGUCUAUAGUGCUCUGGCUUUUCCUUAUUACCUUUCUUAAAUAAUGUAUCAUGUUACCUUGAAUUUGUUCUUUGAACUUGAAUACAGCACACCAAAUGCAGCAAAAUUUAAAAAAGCUAUGAAAUUACAUGAAAGUUCAUUUUAAGAUGGUAGAUGUUUCAUGUACAAUAACCAAUUGAGGAGAUCAGUCAUGCCUAUAACAAAAAAAAGUUAAAUAUUUUACCUUUCUAACAACGUAAUUUCUUUUGAUUUAAUAUCAGAAAGACUGAAGCUAUGUCUUUGGCCUCAACCAGUAACAGAAUACAAUAGGAAAUCAAAUGGUGUCUUUUGAUUUUCAAAAAGCUUUUAUUGAUGCACAUGCAAGAUUAUUGCACAAGAUAAGGGCUCACUGGGGAGAGCAAAAUGGAAUAGAAUGAACUUAAAUGACAGAAAACAAAGAAUAGGAAUAAGUAGAUCAUUUUGGUGUUGGCCAUCUUUAACUAGUGGAGUGCCAGAAGGAUCAGUGCAGGACCUCAAUUAUUGCUAUAUAUAAAACAAUGACUUGCAUGAAAGGACCAAAUCUAAUGUAUCAGAAUUGCUAAUGAUACUGCACUAUAUGAGAAAGCAAGCUAUGAGGCUGCCAUAUGAAUGUGCAAAGGAAUAUGAAUAGGUUAGGUGAAUGGGCGGAAAGGUAAAAGAUGGAUUAUAAUGUAUAGAAAUGUGAGUUUAUUCAUUUUGGUAAGAAAAAUACAAUCGUUAUUUUUUUUUAAAUGUGAAAAAAACUUUUAAAUGUUGAUGUUCAAAGAGAUUUGUUUUCUAUGUCCAAGAAAAAUAGAAAGUUUAUGUGCAGUUGCAGGAACUAGCUGAGAAGUUAAACUCUAUCAUAAGGGCAUUGCAUAUUUUGUUUAAGAAAAUCUUGAUUGAAUUACACAGAGCUUUUUUGAGACUGCAUUGCAUAUUGUUGGGAAUAACUUUGGUCAUUCCACACCUUUGGAGGAAUAUACUUGCUUGAGAAGGUUUGUAGCAAUGGUUCACUGGUUUGUUAUCUGACUGGGAGGACUGUCCUAGGAGGAGCUAUUGAGUAGAGUGUGUCUACACUCUUGGGUAUAUAGAAGAUUGAGGUGAUAUUAUUCAUAUAUGAUUGUGGAGAGGACUUGACAAGGUAGAUACAUGUUAAUAAGUUGCUUUACCUAGGUGGAAAUUCCAGAACCAUGAGGUAAAAAGAAUUUCACUGCAAAGGAUAUUUAGAAUUCUCUGAACCAGACAGCAGUAGAUGUUCAUUCAUCAGAUUGACAGGUCUUUGUACUCUAAGAUAAUCAAGUUAUAUAGGAAUAAAACCAAAGUACUCUGAAUACUAGAGAUCUAAAAGGAAGUAGGAACUGGCAAAGAGGAUUUGUAGUUGAGGGUCAGCUAUGAUCUUAUUAAAUGGAAGACACGUUCCUGUUCCAUUUAAUGUACAGAGAUAAAAGGUAAUUGAACUGAAACUUGACUGUUUCUCGCUCCGGCAUUUCCUGUUUUUUAUUUAGUAAUUCCAAUAUCUGCAAUAUUUUGCUUUUGUAUCCUUCCUGUGUUUUUAAGAACCUCUGUUGUCUGCAGACCUAUAUAAAUAUUCUUUUUAUCAACUCCACCACUUAAUAUGUCCUUCCAGCUGACCUUUGAUGUAGCAAUGAUGUGUCAUAUUUCAGCUGAGGCAUGAAACGAGGGUCCUGUCUGCUUGUUGAAGUGGAUGUAAAAGAUUCUGUAGCCAAAUAUUAUCCCUCAACGGUCAGCACCAAAUAACAAUUAUUUGUGGAACCUUGCGCUCUAUAAUUUGCCUCAUUACCAUGAUUACACGUCAAAUCUUACCAUUAUUUAUGAAAAUGUCUUGAGAGGUGAAAGGCUCACUUACCUCCUUUAUUACUAAGUAUUGUGAUUUAUCUUUUUAAAAAUGUUCUUCCUGACUCUGUUCUCUUAAACAAUUGGACUAUUGGACUAGCUUUAUACUCUUUUAAAAACUUGGCAUGUUUUCUUUGUGCACGGUGGCCAGUACUGAAUGCAGUACUCAAUGUAAUCUGACCGACAAAAAUUCUAUCCUAAUACUGCAAAAUUAUAAUCUGAUGCUCAGGAUUCCUGUUGUCUCUAGGUACAUGCUGAGUUUUUUUUUAUUCAAAUGAAGUUUAGAUAACUAAUUAUUUAUCUUUAAAACAGUUUGAUUUUUAUUUUGUAAGUUGGUCGACUGUUUAAAAAUCCCAUUGCAUCAUAAUUUGUAAAACAAUCCGAACAAUAAUAUAUUACUCUUUUUGGUUUUGAAUACACCGUUGAUAGACUUUCACAGAUAAUACAUGUAACUCGUGCAGGAACAGUCAGAACGGGUUGACUGCCUUUUAAAGGUAAGAUACGAGAGGAGCAGAAUGUGUUGGUUGUUGCCUUUUACAGUCGGAGAUUGGCUGAUGGAAACGGAACAAGAAGUGACGAUACAAAAAAUGACAAGGAAACGAGAUUAAAGAAACAAGCGAGCAGGCUCUGAAACUUCAUUCGAAUGUGCAAGGGAGCCGAGUAAGCAUUUAGAGAUUGAUUGUAAGCACUGUGUGCAACAAGAUCCUGCUGUUAAAUUACACAGGACACAGCAAUGUUAGUAAAUCAACUGAAACGGAUGCUUUGUCUGAUGUAGGCCCACGUGCAGAUUCGAAUAAAUAUAAAUAAAAGCUGAAACUGCCCGCCAAAAGAAAACAGUUGCACAGACGGGCAUUCAUUCAGUCCUCAUCCGCUGAUACGAUGUCCUCUGAAGAAAUCAUAGCUAUCAUAAUCGACGGUAAGACGUACAAUGUCAGCAAGAGUAAGUUAAUUGAGGAAAGCGAUUAUUUCAAAGCCCUCUAUAACUCUGGAAUGAAGGAAUCCGAAGAGGGCUCGGUGCAGCUGCAGGGCUUGAGUGCUCAUGGUCUGGAGUUAGUCAUUGAAUUCAUCAAUACUUCCAAAGUACAUUUUGACAACGAGACCUUGGAAGAUUUAGUGGAAACAGCGUCUUUUCUCCAGGUGUCUUCCAUCUUGAAGCUGCUCCUCUCUGAGGUUAAGGUGGAUAACUGCGUGGAGUUAUAUAAACUUUCUGAAAUUUAUGGAAUCACUGAUCUGAGAAAUGCCUGUCUCAGGUUCAUGGUAUGUCACUACCACCCAAUGCUGAGGAGGCAGGAAUUUAGGCAUCUGCCCAACACUUUGCGUCAACAAGUCAGGGAGAUGCGCCUUAAAGGCACAGCUGUCUUGGUGGCAGUGGGGGAUUUCUUUAGCACCUCCUUGGACCAGUCUCUUGAUGAGGCCUGGUCAAUGCUGAGAUAUGAUGAGGUUGGACAGAGAUGGCUACCCCUGGCGAACAGCCUCCCUCCGGACAUGGUGAAUGUGAGAGGCUACGGUUCUGUAGUCCUGAACAAUUACCUUUUCAUCAUUGGCGGAUAUAGAAUGACUAGUCAAGAGAUCUCGGCUGCACAUUGCUACAAUCCUUGCAAAAAUGAGUGGAAUCAGAUUGCACCAAUGAAUCAAAAAAGAUCAAAUUUUAAACUUGUAGCUGUCAGUGAGAAAUUGUAUGCAGUCGGUGGUCAGUCCCUUUGCAAUGUUGAAUGUUACAAUCCAGAGAUGGAUUGGUGGAGUUUUGUAGCCUCAAUGCCAGAUCCUCUUGUGGAGUUCUCAGCCUGUGAGUGCAAAGGGAUGAUCUAUGUAAUGGGUGGAUACACAACACGAGAUAGAAAUAUGAACAUUUUACGGUACUGCCCUACCUCAGAUGCUUGGACUGUCCUAGAAUCCUGUGAACUUCAUAUUCGUAAACAACAAAUGGUGUCUGUGGAAGAUACAAUUUACCUUGUUGGUGGCUGCAUCCAUGAGAAAGGUGGAAGUAGGAAGGGAAGUCAUACUGAAGAUAUGCUUACAAUUCAGUCCUACAAUGUGAACACUAGGGAAUGGCUCCACCUCAAGGAAAACACAUCGAAAUCUGGAUUAAAUUUGACUUGUACAUUGCACAAUGAUGGGAUCUACAUUAUAAGUAGAGAUAUUGCACCAACAACCAGCCUUGAACAUCGUGUAUUCCUCAAGUACAAUCUAUUUUCAGAUAUGUGGGAAGCAUUCCGACGUUUUCCAGCAUUUGGACAAAAUACUUUACUUUGCUCAUUGUAUUUCCCUAACAUAAUUUAACAGUAAUUGUUUUGUGAUGAAAUGGAGUUGGUGUAAAUGCAGCAAGAUCCUAAAAUGAAGAGGAAUGGUAGAUGUGGGCCAAUUUAAUGGAAGCAAACUGCUCCACCUUAAACGACUCAGAGUUGAUCAUUAUUCCUAGGCAAUUAGUUGUGAACUGAAUCUUCACAGUAAUAAUACAACAGCAGGUAUCUCCUACUUAACUUCAAAAUUGUAAUUGGGGAACACAAGCUAAAACAAAUAAAUUCCUUCUGAUUAAUAAUACAACUGAAUUACUUUUCUUAAAUGUUAAAGAACAAAGACAAGAUUUUAAAAACACAGUUAUAUGGCAGUGAUUGGUGUCAAUCACUUGAGAAGGGGCCUUGUUAUUAAAUGACUGUUGAUGGCAAAGUUACAUUCCAGUGAAGUAUGAUGUUGAGCCUAGAAGUGACUCAUAAUGCAUGAUGUGUCUUCAGUGCAGAAUACUUAUAACCUAAUAAAAGCUUAAUUUUACUCCACUAAAGAAUCUUUCAUUGCUCCAAACAAUAACAAUUUUGUUCAUAUAGACAUUUCAUCAGCAUGACACAAAAUGCACUGCAGCAAUCUGGUUUAUCAAGGUUUGCUGUUUUACAGAUGAAUGUGUACUUUAAAAUGGGACUGUUUCUGUGUUUUUAAAAAUGAAUCAAUUUCAAAAUCUUGAUGUCAACACUUUAAAGUAUUUAGAAUACAGGUUACAUGUUUAAUUUAUUUUUGUUAAUCAUUUGUGUCAAGAGUGAAGAGGAGUGUUGGAGCUGGUCUGAUUCUUGUUCUGACAGUGUAAAGGUGCUCAAUUAACUCUAAAUUUUAGACGAUAAAUAUAUGAAUUCUCCUCGCAUUUAUGUUUUCCACUUGAUUGCCAUUGAAACAAGCUCUGAUAUUACAAAAUGAACUUAUAUUUAGAAAUCUCUAAUAUAUUAAAAAUGUUGCUGAUGUCCUGUA
Messenger RNA from Chiloscyllium plagiosum (whitespotted bambooshark), 5203 nucleotides. The record is from RefSeq and is a predicted model, not a curated record. NCBI's taxonomy places the organism in Eukaryota, Metazoa, Chordata, Chondrichthyes, Orectolobiformes, Hemiscylliidae.